GUCGUGUGUCGAAGUCGUAUAACGUUACAGUACCGAUACUAUCGAAUGUAAAAGCUGUUCCUGACGGUGUUCGGUGAUAAAAAGACGCGCGACGAUAAGGCGGAGUACAAAUAUCGCGACUACCUUUUCCAUUUAAAUACAGUCGCGCUAAUUUAUGAGAUCGUAAACUUGAGAUCACGUUCGACAUGGAACGUAUUCGAGAUGAAAAUGAAGGAAAGCGAACAACGUCGAAUAAACAAUACAUAUAAUUAUAGACGUUUUACACGAAAUUCGUGUCUUCGACGGAUGACGACGUCGACCGGUUUUAUCGAACGGAUUUAAAUCCAUAAAAAAAAACGGCGAGAUCCGGGACACGAUCUUACAAACGCGUAUUACAAAAGAAUUUAUUUCGCUUCCGAUACAAGAGAUACGCCACGAAAUAUAAACGCUGCGGUAAUAUAAAUUCCUGUCUUGCGAAUCCCGGACGGCGGUUUUUAUCGUUUCGACAUCGGGACAUUUACCAUCGUGAUAAUCCCUAAUUGGGUACCGAACCAAGAGACACCUGCAUGUUAUUUUCUCAUCAGUUCGUAUCCGGCAACAGUUACUGAAACCGCUGAACAUGUUAGGCCGGAUCCAUUAAAAACAUAAUGCGAGUUCGCGGCUAAGCACUUCCGGAUCUGGAAACCAGAAGAACCAAGGUGUCAUGAGGCAACUGCUAUUGCUUGUAGUCAUUCACAAUCUCGUGUCACCUGUUCGAUCGAUCCACGAUCUGAUAUGGAACAAGCAAAUGGAAAAAUUCGAGUCGAUCGCCAGCAGACCAAAUUUCGCCGUUUUGUACAACUAUGAAAACGACAGUCGUGCGAAACACACGUACAACUUCCAAGGGAAAGCUAUCAGAUUGGCCUAUUACGAUUAUCAGAUGCCGAACAUUAUCACCGGCGAGGAGAACGGAACAUCCGUCACGGGUUAUAUCGGCGAGAUAUGGAAAACUUUAGCGAAAUAUUUAAAUUUCACGUUGAAACCGAUCCUUACGAAUGAUAAGAGCGUAGGAUGGCAAAUGGACAAUGAAACCCUGUUUAGCCCAGGCUUAUUAAGGAUGCUUCAAUUAAAUCAAACGGACGUCGUGGCGAGAAUCGAAGGAGGCUUCAACAGACGUUCGAUAGCUCAGUUUUCGCAUCCAUUGAGAAGAACUAGGCGAGUUGCUGGAACUACGUUUAAACGCGAAGGCGAUCUUACGGACAUUAGAGUUCUCGAUACUUUCUGCCCUCCGAAUUGCCUUCGGAUCUCCUCUUCCCAAAUUGUCCAUUUUUGUGCGCGAUCCGAGCGUCAGUUAGGGAGACAUUACAGUAACGUGUUGUACCUUCAUUUCUUCGAUGUUUUUUUUACACCCUCGUUCAGGAUCGUCAUCUACAUAAAACCAGCAACGAGGCAUGUCACUACUUGGAUGUUGAAGCUGUUCUCGAGAGGAGUCUGGCUCGCGAUUCUGGCGACAUACGUGCUCAUAAGUGUAUUCGCUUACAUAUUCCGAGCGAUCGAGACGGGGAUGCGACGGCAGUGCAUGGCCGUGAACAUGAUCGAUUAUUUCUUCUACAAUUUCAGCGCGAUAUGCAAUCAAAGUUGCGAUUCAGGUGCUGCCAGUGAAAGUUCCAAGAUACUGGAAUAUUCGUCGGUUGUGUUCGCUUUUCUGAUCAACGUCUCGUUCAACGCGCUUGUGAUCGGCUACAUGACGCAAACGGUCACGGUGAUGCCUUUCAACGACGUAACGUCUUUAAUAUACGAUUCGCAAUACGAUAUCAUCACCGUGAAUGGUUCAAUGGCGCAUAUGUCGUACGAGAGGGAUUAUUUGCCGUCACACUCGUACAAGAAACCUAUAAAAAGGAUUAUCGUUGUGGACCAUCCGGCUGAACUGUUCAGGAAUCUGUGCUCGCAGGAAUUAAUGGCUACACUACUAAUCGAGGAAGAAAAACAAGCCAACAGACACUACAUGUGCGAUCUGGAGCCUUUGAUACUGCCUCGAAGUAUGGACAUAGUGUCCGGAAUCUCGUUGAACUUCGAAAACAAACGGAGCAUCGAUUUUGGAUUACUGAAAUUACACGAAACCGGCUUGAUUCACGCGAUGCACAAUUAUUGGUUGAAGUCCAAAAGAAGGCAGCAGAGCGGACCUGAACCAGUCCUCUUGGAGCAAGUGUAUUUGGUUAUCUAUUUAUUGUUCGUUGGUAUAUUUGUAUCGGUUACGAUUCUCAUAUUCGAGCUAAUUACGUUUCACAGCACGAAUUAACGUGUUUCCUCGAACCGGAAAGUGAAAUUUCCGCCACCUUAAAGAAACUGAACUGCACGCGUUUCCAUAACUCGCAUAAUUUAUAAUAAUAAUGACAAUAAUAAUAAUGAUGAUAAUAAUAAUAAUAGAAUAUUCUAGCUUGGAUUUCGCUAUAUUUAACUAGAAAAAUGUGCUGUCCCAGAACUUAGAUCUAUAAAAUGGUUAGACCAAGACUCGAUUCAACGAACACAUAUAAAAUAAUUAGUUUCGAUCGUGAUAGAAGAUUACGGUAUGAAACAAUGUAAACGUUACUAUAAUCACGAUUCUCCGAUCUUGCGAAUCCGGUAGAGCAAGGCUUAUCGGUGUAACAUCGGGGUACAUUUAGCAUCACGAUAACGCCUAACUAGUCAGUGAACUAAUAAAAAAUCUAACACGCGCGACAGUUUUACCCCAGUUUCUGUCCGGUUACAUUUAUUGAAACCGCGUUCGGCUGGUCGAUCGUGUGAAAAAUAUGGAAAAGUCUGGAAAAGUGAACGCAGCGUUGCAUAAAACGUCGGAACCGGUGAAAUGUAAUUUACGGAAAAUAAAAUGUAAUUAACGCAAUAUUUCUUUAAGACGAUGCGAGGAGAUAUAAAAUAUUUUAUAAAUGUAAUUUAUAAAACUGACAUUGUGUGGAAUUACAAUAAAUUCUCCCUAAUUUUCCUUCAGCUUGUAAACAAAAGUGGUCAAUUUGGAAGGAAAAUUAGGGAGAAUUAUUGCACCUUCUUUGCUCGAAUAUUCCUGUUCCGUCUCAUCGUUAUGUUCAAAGUAAAUUCAGUGUUGUUUUUUAUUUUAUUUUAUUUUAUUUUAUUGCAAAAACCGUGGAACACCGCAUCAUCGCGUCGUGAAAGUUCAUUUCAGUGUCAACAAUGCAGAAGCAGCUGAGCACUUCCGGUUUCGAAAACUCGAGGACCCACUACGUAAUUAGGCAGCUGCUAUUGCUUGCAAUUGUCUGCGAGCUACUGAUACCCGCGCAAUCAAUGGACGAUAUGCUAUGGAACAAGAGAACGCAAAAAUUCGAGUCGAUUGCCAGCAUACCAAAUUUCGCCUCUUUGUACAACGAUGACAACGAGAGCCGUGUGAAGGAUGAAUACAACUUCCAUGGGAAAGAUAUUAGAUUCGGCUAUUACGAUAUACCGAAGGUUAUCACUGGCAAUGAGACAGAAAUCUCCGGCUAUAUCGGCGAGAUAUGGAAAACUUUAGCAGAAUAUUUAAAUUUCACGUUGAAACCGAUCCUAUCGAAAGACGAAUAUAUAGGAUGGCUAGUUGACAAUGGAACUGAGUUUAGCCCUGGUCUAUUAAGGAUGGUUCAAUUAAAUCAAACGGACGUCGCAGGGAGGGUUGAAUCAGCCCCGGACAGAAGUAUCGCAGCACAGUUAACGCUUCCAUUGAAAAAAGCUAGGCGAGUUACUGGAGCUACGUUUAAACCUAUAGUCGAUCUUAUAAUUAUUAAAAUUUUCGAAACAUUCGUAAAAUCCGUAACAAUCUGUUCAGAUUUUAACUGUUUAGUUAGAAGCAUUGCCCUAACGAUAGUGGAUCCUAAACAAUUAAACGAUAAUUUGAUACACCAAUUACAAAGAUUCUUAUUACUUCUUUUAAAUAAUUUAAAGUGAAAUUUCUGAAGAGACAAACUAAUUUUGUGCUCAUUCACGUUUUCUUCGAUAUUUUAAACCUUCGUUUAGCGUUUACAUUUUCCUGAAAGCAACGCCGAAACAUAUUACCACCUGGGCGUUGCUGCUAUUCUCGAAGAAAGUCUGGUUCACGAUCCUGGCGACUUAUAUACUGUUAAGUAUAUGCAGUUACGUCUUCCAUGCAACGGAAACGGAAAUCCGACGGCAGAACAUAAGCCUGAGCCUGCUCGAUUAUUUCUUCUACAAUUUUGGAUUCUUGUGCACUCAAAGUUACAAUUCACGCGAUACUAACAAUAGCUCCAGAAUAAUGGUACAUUCGGUGGCUAUAUUUGCCUUGCUACUUAACGCGUCGUUCAACGCGCUUGUCAUCGGCUACAUGACACGAACGAACGUAGAACUGCCUUUCAAUGGCAUCGUAUCUGUAAUGGAGAAUACGCAGUACAAUGUUGUUGCUGUGAAGGAAUCCUCGGUGCAUAAGGGACUAGAGGUGGCUGCUAUUCCUAAUCGUUCAAGUAAAAGUCCCAAGAAAAGAUAUUUCGCUGUGGACAAUAUCACUGAACUAUACAAGACACUGUGCUCGAAGGAAUUAGUAUGCGCAUAUCUGUUGGACGAAGAAACAAUACAGGACGGAAACUUCUGUGAUCUACAGUCUAUAGGACCAGUUGGAUCAAUAAACAUAGUGUCCGGAAUCUCGUGGAACUACAAAAACAAACAGAUCAUCGAUUAUGGAUUAUUGAAAUUAUACGAAAACGGCGUUCUAAACAAGAUACAGCGUAGUUGGCACAAACAGAAAGUGGACGAGAAUACACGUGAACCUGAAGCAAUCGUCCUGGAACAGGUGUAUUUAAUUCUCUUAUUAUUGUUCGGCGGUAUGUUAACGUCGAUCAUAAUUCUCAUACUCGAGCAAAUUACGUUCCAUUGUAAAAAGUAACGUCGAUUCAACAAUUUCACGUCAAUUUAACAUCAGUUCGUAUAUCUUUCUCAGCACUAGACGUAAUAAGAUGAAACAAUUAAUUAUUUCAACUUCGUUGUAUUCAUGUUAGCGAUAACACGGAGAAAGUUAUUCGGACAAUACCUAAGCUAGAUUGUACUAUGUAUAUUUAAGGCCGGCAUCAGAUGGUCGGUUGACGGCGAUUUGCCGCCGAAAGAACAUUCAACUGCAGCUUUGUGCCGCGGCGUUUUACUAUUGAAAACAAUAGUAAUUGCGGUUCCGAUUGAAAAAUGUAUACAAUCUUAAAUCUAUAAAAUAUUUGACUUAGGAAACAACUCCACGAAUACAUUUUAGAGAAUGAUUUAUUUCGAUCGUAAUGUGAGUUUACGUCGCAAAACACAAACCUCCGGGUGACCUAAAUUCCGGUUUUACGCUUCCGUGACCGAGGAACUUAUCAACUCAACAUCGGAACAUUUAAAAUCAUGAUAACGCUUAAUUAGACGUUGAAUUUGCGAAACCAACACGCAUAACAUUCUCGUUUCAGAUCUUGUUCUGCAGUAUUUAUUGAGUUUCAGAACUUUUAAAUGAUUCGGCUGAAAGCGAUACUAAUGGAGAUUAUCGAUAAUGAAAGCUAGUCUGGUGAUACCGGCGAUACGAAAUGUAAUUUUCCAUGUUACUUUUUUAAAACGUAACUUUAAAACAUAUCGCGUGCGAUGGCUAGCAUUAACCAUGAAAGACAGUAUUAAAAUAUUGAGCAAUUAAAUAUAGUCAAUAAUAAAUAAUGUUAUAACAAGCAUCACAAUGGUAAAAAUUUUAACUCGGCGAGAUUGAUCUAACAAUGUUUUAUUUGCUACCACUUUGUUCAAAAUAUCAACAAUAAAAUCGAUGCUAAUUAUAAAA
Molecule: messenger RNA, 5737 nt
Organism: Megalopta genalis
Lineage: Eukaryota; Metazoa; Arthropoda; Insecta; Hymenoptera; Halictidae
Source: RefSeq, a predicted model, not a curated record